UUUUCUUGUACGUGUUGUUUGUAGCACAGUUAAAUUUUUAUCUACAAUUUAUAGAAACAGAAGAAAAUUGAAAAUAUAAACAGCGUGUGUUGACUUGUAAAAUAUUUCGAAUCAAAAAGUUUUUUGUGCAACAUGAAAUCUUUACAGAACUUUUUAUGCUGCAUGCCUUUGGAAAUUGGAGGUCAUGUGAUCGGAUGGUACACCAUAUUGACCAAUAUAUUGUGGAUAAUUGUAGCAUAUCUGAUCAUGUUCGAAGAUAUUGUGGAUCAUAAAAUAAUUGACAAAGACACAUCCACUAUUAUUUUCAUCUUCAUUUUGACUUUUUCAGUGACAUUGGCUAUCGUGGGAUAUUUGUGCAUUAAGGGAACAAGAGAAGAGCCAAUGUUGCAAUAA
This is a messenger RNA of Clunio marinus, 393 nucleotides long. Lineage: Eukaryota; Metazoa; Arthropoda; Insecta; Diptera; Chironomidae. The record is from the annotation of a GenBank genome assembly.